Molecule: messenger RNA, 595 nt
Organism: Uranotaenia lowii
Lineage: Eukaryota; Metazoa; Arthropoda; Insecta; Diptera; Culicidae
Exons: 2
Coding region: 97-543 (148 amino acids)
Source: RefSeq, a predicted model, not a curated record
AUUGCGCUCAAUUGAUCCAGUCCAAUAUCGUAAUCCGAGUGUGUCAACACAGGCCAGUCGCGAUUGCCUUAACCGUGUAAAUAACCGACACAGAUCAUGAGUAUCCCAGCAGCGUUUCUUGGGAGGUUCAUUGCUAUUUUGGCGCUAACCGUGGUCGGAUUAAGUCUCCAACAGUCUUCGAGUGUACGAGCAUUGGUUGGAGAUUCUACCGGAAGUGGUGUUGCCGAACAGGAUCCGGUUAAUUUAGGUACCGAUGGGUUGAAGCAGCAGCAGCAGCAGCAGCGGAUGAAACGUUCGCCCAGUGACGGCUCAAGUAUGUCCCUGAAGGAAUGGUUCACUGGCCAACCCAACCCUUCGGAAUGUGUUAUGGGAACCGUAGGGGGCGUCAUUGGAGGAGGAGCCCUGACGGGUGCUUUCGUUGGCGCUGGAAUCGGAAGCAUAUUUACUGGACCGGGAACGGUUUUGGGAGCGCUGAUCGGCGGAGUGAUAGGAGUUUGCGGUGGCAUCAGUAUUGGACAUCGGGCAGGGGAAGUGGCUUGUUGACCUUCUAAAGCCGAACUUAAUACUCGCCUGGGAUAAAUAUAUUUUGAAGAAU